AUGCGGUUCCUUAAUCUCCUGGCCAGCUUCGGCCUCAUUGCUCUUGCUGCUGCAGCUCCUCAAGAAUCAGACUCCUCGGAUACCUCCUUGGUCUCGACACCUUCAACCGCUUCUUCCUCGACUGCCGACGUGACCACCUCGACUGCUCCUGUCUCACCGACCACCAGCUGCAUUAACGCCUGCGGUACCAAUGUCUGCUGCCGGGCUGCCUGCGUCGGCGUUCCCUGCCCCAAUGAAGCUCAGGUCAACGCGACGACCGAAUGCGCCGCGCAGUGCAACCAAGGCAAUGGAUCUGCUGCCGAUACGCAGGCUUAUGGAGAAUGCCAGUCUUCCUGUAUCUCGUCUCUUUUCCUCACAUCCAGUGGCGCAGCCCCUGCAACCGCAACCGCAACCAACAGUCGUGCUGCCAGCAAUUCGGCUUCUGCCACCGGCAGCUCUGGCUCUGCAAGUGCCUCUGCCGAAUCCACUGCUUCCUCGUCAGACUCUGCCGCAUCUGCUUCCUCUACCGGUAAUGCAGCUAGUAGCAUUCAGAUCGGUGCUUCGACUGCCGGUCUUCUCGGUCUUCUAAUGGCUGCUCUAGCCCUAUGA
Molecule: messenger RNA, 588 nt
Organism: Endocarpon pusillum Z07020
Lineage: Eukaryota; Fungi; Ascomycota; Eurotiomycetes; Verrucariales; Verrucariaceae
Exons: 3
Coding region: 1-588 (195 amino acids)
Source: RefSeq, a predicted model, not a curated record